Molecule: messenger RNA, 6614 nt
Organism: Owenia fusiformis
Lineage: Eukaryota; Metazoa; Annelida; Polychaeta; Sabellida; Oweniidae
Source: the annotation of a GenBank genome assembly
CCUGCCUCACAUGAAGAGAAAUAUAGUCAUUUACUUUAGUAUUUUAAAUUUGUAAAAUGGAUUCGAAGAUAUGUUUAAUAUUGUUUUAUGGGUUGAGCAUAGUAGCAGGGAAUCGGGAUUUGACGUUGGAGUAUAAAUGGGAUGUGAAUGAGAAUUCUACAGAACCGAGUACUGGACAUUAUACAGGAUCAGUGAUUCUGAAACAGUCAACUUGUUACCUUUUGAGUCAAUGUGCCAGACAGUGUCACACUGAGCCAAGAUGUCACUCAUACAGUUAUAACACACAAGAGAACUUGUGUGAGUUAAAUCUGCCUGGUGAAGCUGACUUGUUUGAAAUCACGGAGACCUUUAUACAUUACCCUAAGGAUUAUCUCACUAUUGAUGUGGAAGCCCUGGGAAUCUGCGCUAGUGCUCCUUGUUCUAAUGAUGCCUACUGCAUUGACACAAAUGGCAUGAAUAAUAGCCGCUCUUUCAUAUGUAUCUGUGGUGAAGGAUUCAUUGGAGAAACUUGUGAAAUUGAAGCUCCUAAGCCUGUGUGGGAGGAGUGGAGUGACUGGACAUCAUGCUCAGUGACAUGUGAAACUGGCUAUCAACAAAGAAGCAGGGGGUGUGUUGAUGCAGAGACUGGGGAGGGAAGAUCUCCUCUAGACUGUUAUGGGGCAGAUGUGGAGUACCAAGUCUGUACACUAUCCAAAUGUCCAUACUGGGAGCCCUGGUCUGCCUGGGAUGAGUGUUCCAGUCAUACAACAUGUGGAAGGGGCCUGAAGUCCCGCUCUAGGGCUUGUAUGUAUGGAGGCACCAUAGGAGUAGAUAGGCUCUGUAUGGGACCUAAUGAGGAGACUUCACCAUGUCAUGUAUCUGCCUGUGAUGGUGCAGUGGUACUAGCUGAUGGGGCACAGUAUGGGGAAGGUAUAGUGAGAUUGUAUGACACUCUGCAACACACAUGGACCCAUAUAUGUGCUGACAGCUCUUGGGACAUCCAGGAUGCUGAUAUUGUCUGUAAGCAGAGAGGGCUUGUCGGAGCAGCAGAAGUGUACAGUGUAGAGGGUAAUAUGCCAUUUGUGUUUGGUGAGGUGGCAUGUAAUGGGGAUGAGGUCUCUAUACAGGAAUGUAGACACAGUGGUUGGGAUGUCUUCACCAAAUGCCAGACUGGGGCAGCUGCUGUUAGAUGCAUUGUGAAUGGAGACUGGAACAUUUGGGGUGAUUGGAGUGAGUGCUCCGUGACAUGUGCUGAUGGUGAACGUCUACGUCAUCGUGUGUGCGACCAUCCCCCUGCUCUGCACGGGGGUGAGGUGUGCCAGAGUGAGGCUGUCCAGAGUAAGCCAUGCUCUCUGCCUCCCUGUCCAGUUGAUGGAGUAUGGGAGCCAUGGUCAUCUUGGGGUAGUUGUGAUCUGUCCUGUGGUGGUGGUGUACAGUGGAGGGACAGAUCAUGCCUAGGACCAUUCUAUGGUGGCAAAUCAUGUGAGGGUCCUAGUAAUGACAGUAGGGACUGUAAUACUCAGCAUUGUCCAGUUGAUGGCGUAUAUGCAGCAUGGAGUGAGUGGGACACCUGCAGUCUAACAUGUGGAGGUGGAUCGCAGAGCAGGUACAGGUCAUGUACUGGACCCUUCUAUGGGGGAGCUGAGUGUGAAGGACCAGAGAAAGAAACACAAGAUUGCAAUACACACAACUGCCCAGUUGAUGGUGUUUACUCUACCUGGUCAGAAUGGAAUACCUGUAAUGUUACCUGUGCAGGUGGGCAACAAUCUCGUUAUCGCACCUGUGAUGGGCCUUACUUUGAAGGUGAUGACUGUCAGGGUCCAGAUUUGGAAUAUAGGGACUGCAAUACACACUUUUGCCCAGUUGAUGGUGUAUAUGAGGAAUGGUCAUCUUGGAGCUUAUGUAAUGUGACAUGUGCUGGGGGCAUGAGAGGACGUAGUCGCACCUGUGUGGGGCCUUUCUAUGGGGGUGCUGACUGCAUUGGCCCUGAUAUAGAGAAACAAGAGUGCAAUACACACUUCUGCCCAGUUGAUGGAGUAUGGGGAGAGUGGUCAGAUUGGGAUAUGUGUAGUGUCACAUGUGCCGGGGGCUUUCAGACCAGAGUCAGAGAGUGCCAGGGACCUUACUAUGGGGGGGCUGAGUGUCCUGGCCCCAGCAAUGAGACACAAGCUUGCAAUAAACACUACUGCCCAGUUGAUGGGGUAUGGCUGUCAUGGACAGGUUGGAGUCUAUGUAGUCUGACAUGUGCCUCUGGGCAACAAGAACGCACCAGGGUAUGUGAAGGUCCUUUCUAUGGUGGAGCGAACUGUACUGGCCUUGCCUUGGAGACUCAGUAUUGUAACACAUAUGAUUGCCCAGUUGAUGGCUCUUGGAAGGAGUGGUCAGAUUGGUUCCCCUGCAAUGUUACGUGUGGUGGUGGCAGACAAUUGAGGGUGAGAGACUGCCAGGAUGCCCAACAUGGGGGAGAGGAAUGUAGUGGACUUGCAAGACAGUACCAAGACUGCAACAUUCACUUCUGUCCAAUUGAUGGAAUGUGGGAAGAAUGGAGUGUAUGGGACUCAUGCACUACAUCUUGUGGUGGAGGCACACAGAACCGAACUAGAGUGUGCUCAGGUCCAUUCUAUGGGGGUAUAGAAUGUCCAGCUACAGCGUCAGAACAACGUGUUUGUAAUUCUCACCACUGCCCUGUUGAUGGAGUGUAUGAGUCUUGGUCCAACUGGACGAUGUGUGAUGUGACAUGCGGGGGAGGUAACCAGGAAAGAACUCGUGAAUGUAUUGGCCCCUUCUAUGGUGGAGCUGAAUGUGGGGCACCUAGCAAGGAGAGCAGGACUUGCAAUGAACAUAACUGCCCAGUGGAUGGAGUAUUCAGUAAUUGGACAGAGUGGAACCAGUGUAAUGUAACAUGUGGAGGGGGCACCCAGUUGAGGACUAGGGUGUGUGUGGGACCCUUUUAUGGAGGGGCAGACUGUUUGGGUCCAAGAGAGGAGAGGCAGGACUGUAAUACACACUUCUGCCCAGUUGAUGGAGUGUACAGCACAUGGAGCACUUGGGGAGAAUGCGAUGUUAGUUGUGGAGGUGGGGACCACUACAGGACUAGAGACUGUACAGGGCCAUACUAUGGUGGUCUGAAUUGUAGUGGAGCUCCUAUAGAACAGCAGCCCUGUAACACACACCAUUGUCCAGUUGAUGGUGUGUACAGUACAUGGACUGUGUGGGGAGAGUGCAGUGUGACAUGUGGGGGUGGUAACCACUCUAGAGACAGACAGUGUAUAGGACCAUUCUACGGGGGUCUAGACUGCCAGGAACCUCUCAACCAAACACAGGAUUGUAAUACACAAUUUUGUCCUGUUGAUGGAGUUUGGACAGACUGGGGUGAGUGGGGAUCAUGUAAUGUCAGCUGUGGUGGGGGGUCCAAGUUGAGGCACAGGCAGUGUAUACCCCCACAGUAUGGUGGAGCCGACUGUAUAGGAGGACCUGCUGGUGCAACAGACAUGACAACAUGCAGCACAGAACCAUGUCCCGUGGAUGGUGACUGGAGUCUGUGGUCAGGAUGGAGUGACUGCAAUACAACAUGUGGAGGUGGCAAAAGGCAGAAAUACAGGUUCUGUACAGAAUCACAGCAUGGAGGCAAUGACUGUGAGGGUCCAGAUACCCUCUUUGAGAGCUGUAAUGAGCACAAUUGUCCAGUUGAUGGUGUUCUGAUGACGUGGUCCCCUUGGAGUGACUGCAGUCUAACAUGUGGUGGUGGUGUGCAGAAUCGCAGCAGGGAAUGCCAUGGACCAUUCUACAAUGGCCAGGACUGUAAUGAGACAUUGUCCGAUUCCCAAGCCUGUAACACAAGAAGUUGCCCAGUUGAUGGAGAGUACUCAUCCUGGGAACAGUGGAGUGACUGUACUACUUCUUGUGGUGGAGGGACACGACUGCGUGAUAGGCAAUGUGGGGGAGCAGCUCAUGGUGGUAAACCUUGUGAAGGAGAAUCUGUGGAAACAGAAGUUUGUAACACACAUCAUUGCCCAAUUGAUGGUGUAUUUACAACAUGGGCAGCAUGGAUGGAUUGCUCAUUGUCCUGUGGUGGAGGGGAACAGUCAAGGUUUCGAGAUUGCAUUGGACCAUUUUAUGGAGGACUUGAUUGCAUUGGUCCAGCCAAUCAGUCUCAAGCAUGUAACGAGCACAAUUGUCCAAUAGAUGGUGUGUUUAGUAUAUGGACUGAGUGGGAUACAUGUGACGUAAGUUGUGCCGGAGGUCUACAGAGACGUCACCGUGAAUGCAUUGGACCAUUCUAUGGGGGUCUGGAGUGUGAAGGUGAUCACAAUCAGACGCAGGAGUGUAAUAUGUGGCCAUGCCCAGUGGAUGGUGCAUAUGAAACCUGGGUGUCAUGGAGCAACUGCAAUGUCACAUGUGGAGGAGGUUCACGUAAGAGAACCAGGAACUGCUUUGGACCAUUCUAUGGUGGAGCCAACUGUAGUGGAGACGACACAGAGAUUGAGGGUUGCAAUGAUAUGUUUUGUCCUGUUGAUGGAGUGCAUGAAGAGUGGACUGAGUGGGGCAAGUGCAGUGUGACAUGUGCAGGGGGAACAAGGACACGAAGCAGAACUUGUAAUGGACCCUACUAUGGAGGAGCUGACUGCCCAGAACCCAUGGUUGAAACACAGGAUUGCAAUGUAUAUGAUUGUCCAGUUGAUGGCACAUUCAGUCCUUGGACAGCUUGGGACGCAUGCAGUGUGAGUUGUGGUGGAGGUAUACAUGGAAGGACUAGGCAGUGUAACAAUGUAGCACAUGGAGGCAAGGACUGUGUGGGAGACCUGGAGGAAGUUGAGCCUUGCAACACACACAAUUGCCCAGUGGAUGGAAUAUUUGAGACAUGGACAGAGUGGAACCAGUGUAAUGUAACAUGUGGAGGGGGCACCCAGCUGAGGACCAGGGUAUGUUUGGGACCCUUCUAUGAUGGGGAGGACUGUGUGGGGGCUAGAGAGGAGAAGCAGGAUUGUAACACACACUUCUGCCCGGUGAAUGGAGUUGUUACACAAUGGGAGGAGUGGAGUAGAUGCUCCCUGACAUGUGGCGGAGGUGGCCAGAGCAGGAUUCGCACAUGUUAUGGCCCUUUCUACAAUGGGGCAAAUUGUACAGACCCCUUGGAUGAGACAAGAUCUUGCAACAUACACAACUGUCCAGUUGAUGGAAUUUAUGCAGACUGGGAACAAUGGGGAGAUUGCUCACUUAGCUGUGGAGGGGGAGCCAAGCAGCGAGAGCGUAGUUGUUUAGGGCCAUUCUAUGAUGGAAAGCCGUGUGAGGGAGAUAGCCAAGAGACAGCAGACUGUAACACUCAUCAUUGUCCAGUUGAUGGUGUAUACAAUACCUGGGGAUUAUGGAGCGAAUGCAGUGUUACAUGUGGUGGAGGUAUCAGAACCCGUAACAGGACAUGUGAUGGCCCAUAUUAUAAUGGGGAAGAGUGUCAUGGUCCCGACACACAGACAGAGAUAUGUGGAACAGAAACAUGUCUGAUUUCAGGACUAUGGUUAAGUUGGGAGACAUGGUCACCUUGCUCUACAACAUGUGGUGGAGGUUCCCGUUCCAGGGAGCGCCACUGUAAUACCACAUCAUUCGGGGACCGUACCAAAGAAUGUGAAGGAAACAGUACAGAGACCCAGGAUUGCCACACCUAUGACUGUGAACCAUAUGCUCGGACAUGUUCAGAGCUGAUGGAAAGAGGCUUACUUGAAAGCAGGCUUGCAGAGGUAGAUCCAGAUGGUGAAGAGUCGUCAUAUGGCCCUAUAUUUGUAUAUUGUGACUUGGAGAUGAUGGAUGGUGUAGGAGUCAUGGUGCUACAUCACAAUCAAGAGGAGAAAAUGGAGGUCCAGGGUUAUGAGGGUCCAGGAGAAUAUGAACAAGAUCUUGAUUAUGGCUUAGAGAUGAGUGAUGUCAUAGCCCUAGUGGACCGAUCAGAGUACUGUAGGCAGUAUGUUAAAUGGGAGUGCUACAAUGCAGCCAUUACUAGCCCCUAUGAUGUAGAAAGCAAGAACACAUUCUGGUCCAACAGGAAAAACAUACAAAAGUACUACUGGGGUGGUGCAGAUGUAGACAGCAAGGCCUGUGCCUGUUAUAUGAAUGAAUCCUGCGCCAGAAGCACUGAGUUGCCUGACCCUCCCCCCACUGUGUGUAACUGCGAUGCUAAUGAUAAUGUAUGGAGAUCUGAUGAGGGCUAUAUUGAACACAAGAAAGAUCUUCCUGUACAUACUAUCUUUGCUGGAGAGACAGGGGAACUACCUGAGAAAGGUAACAUAAGCGUGGGCCCACUUGAAUGUCAUGGUACUAACAAUGACAGCCUCUCUCACCCAGAAAAUUCUGAUGAAUUGGACUGGGACUAUGGAUAUUCAUACUACUAACUGAAGCUAUUGAGAAAAUGACACUGCUAUAGAUAAAAGUGGCAGCAGAGGAUAGAGAAAAAGUGGUGAAAGCAAUCUUUUCCAAAAGCAUGCAAUUUUGUCCUUUUGUUCUUCUGGUAAAUAAUUGAUCAAAUAUAGACUGGGGUUAUUAAAGAUUAAUAAGAUAAAGUCAAAAUUCUUUAAAAUUAUUGCCAGAUAAAAAUCAGAUAGGAUUGUUCAGAAAUGUUUGGCUUUUUAGAAAAUAGUUGUUAG